AUGUUCGAAGCUUUGUACGCUGUGGUUGUCGUCUUCCUUGUAGGAUUGAUCCUGAAGAAAUGGUGGGACCAGAAGAUUCCUGGACCGAGAGGUCUCCCGAUAAUGGGAAUAGCUUUAGAGCUGGCCCAAAUACCACCAAGAGAUAUAUUUGCAAAAAUCGAUUCCCUCAGACAAACCUAUUCAGGAAUUUUCGAAAUGAAAAUUAUGACAGAUUCUUAUGUAAUGCUAACUGAUCCAGAAUCAGUUGAGCCAUUGCUUAGCAGCUCUAAACAUAUCAAGAAGGGUAUAUUUGAUUAUAAAUUUUGGAGACUAUUCCUUGGGGACGGUCUUCUACUUAGUGAUGGAGCUAAGUGGCAUCACAGAAGAAAAGUGCUCACUCCAACUUUUCACUUCAAGAUUCUUGAAGAUGCAAUGACCAGUUUGGUAAAAAAUGCACAAUCUCUUACAGAACAAUUUCUAGAUACAGAAGGCAAGCCUACCGAUGUUGGAAAUAUUAUUAGAUCAUCUACCCUCAAAGUCAUAUGUGAGACAGCAAUGGGUGUAAAACUAAAUACAGAUGAUGAAACACAAAAUAAAUAUGUAGAGGCAGUUAAGAGAAUCCCAGAGGCAAUAAUUCUAAGAUACCUCAAGUUCUGGUUACAUAGUGAUUUUGUGUAUAAUCUAACAAAAGAUGGAAGAAACUUUAAAAAAGACCUCAAUCUUGCUCAUUCAUUCACUAAAAAGAUUAUAAGUGAAAGAAGAAUGCUUUACAAGAACCAGAAAGCUGACAAUUCUGAAAAUAAAAGCAAAAAAAAAGCAUUCUUGGAUUGCCUUUUGGAGAUGGGUGAAGCUUUAACAGACCAAGACAUUUGUGAAGAAGUGGAUACAUUUAUGUUUGAGGGACAUGACACAACAUCUGCUAACUUGGUUUUCUCUCUAUUUCUUCUGGCCAAUCAUCCUGAGGAACAGGAAAAGGUUGUUGAGGAACUGAUAGAAAUAUUUGGUGAAACAGAUAGGCCACCUACGCUCUCAGAUUUGGCCAAAAUGAAUUAUCUUGAAAUGGUGAUUAAAGAAUCAUUGCGAUUAUAUCCCAGUGUGCCACUUAUUUCUAGAAGUUUAACCGAAGAUUUGAAAUUAGGUGCAGACGUGAUUAUUCCUGCUGGCUAUACAGCUGUUGUUGCUCCUUUCCUAGUUCAUCGCUCUAAAACUCACUGGGAAAAUCCAGAGGAAUUCAGACCAGAACGUUUUAUGCCUGGAACCCCUCGGCAUCCUUUCGCUUUUAUUCCUUUUUCUGCAGGUCCAAGGAAUUGUAUAGGUCAAAAGUUUGCAAUGAUGGAAUUGAAAACAAUGUUGUCUUCAGUUUUAAGGAAAUGUAAAUUGGAAGCAGUUACAAAGGAAGUAAAUAUCUUACCCACUGGGAUCAUCAAGAGUGAAGAAACAAUAUUAAUGAAAAUUUACAAGAGAAAUUUGUAA
This is a messenger RNA of Nezara viridula (southern green stink bug), 1452 nucleotides long. The record is from the annotation of a GenBank genome assembly. NCBI's taxonomy places the organism in Eukaryota, Metazoa, Arthropoda, Insecta, Hemiptera, Pentatomidae.